AGCACUCUGCGGCGCGGCUCACGUGAGGACAGAGAGGUGCGCCGGCAAUUUGCGAACGCACAUGCCGGAUCCGUUCGUGUCGGACGGGUGAGGAAGUGUGGGCGCUGGUAGACCGCUGCAGUUGAACAGCAUCACUCCCGCCGGGUCUAAGCACUGCUGACCCCGUCGUCGCCGUGCUGACCUCGUCUGCCUCGAUCUUCGACAGCUCCGACGGGCCUAAAAUAUGCCUAGCCACGCCAGCAGAGCGCGCAGCGUGUCCGGCGAAAUAGACGAGAGCUCUGACCUCUCUGGGCACGAGGAUGGUGGAUCCAACCCAUCUGGAAAGCCUGGCAGGAAGAAGAAUCCCAACUCGCAGGCCGCGCGACGCGACCAGAACCGUAUAGCGCAGCGAGAGUUCCGUCUGCGGAAGCAGCAACGCAUACGCGACCUGGAGGCUAGCGUGGAGAUGCUCUCGGGUGGCAAGGAUGAGGCGCUGGCUACAAUGAGGAAGGUUCUAAAAGACCUGAUGCAUGAGAACCACGUACUCCGGGACCUGUUGCGCAGCUUGAGUUCGUUCAUCGGGGAUGGCGCCGGUGGCUUACUUCCGAAGCUCGGGUGGGACUUGAACGACUUCAACAGUUUCCUCAACAAGUCAGAGACAGACACGGCUUGGGAGAGUUACCAGCGACACAAGCAGCAGGAGGCAGCGGAUGCAGCCGCCUCGGGUUCACAGCCGGCUGCGGGACAAAAGCGGCCGCAAGAGGACGACUCUCUCGGUGGUCCGUCGAAGCGGACGAGGGGAGCAAGCGAGCAAAAUGGCGAACGUGAACGCGCCGAUUCUUUCUCUAAUCCGAUGUUGGUGCCGCUUCAAUCCACGGGUCCCUCGGUGCCACAGAACGGCGGCGGUUUGUAUACUGCAUCCACAAGACCGCAUGAUUCUGGCCUGCUGAACGAAUUCUUGCGUACGGGUGCUUCUGGUCCUUCCAUGGUGAUGUCUGCCUCUUCGCCUACUGCUGCAUCCGGGUCGUAUGGUACUCCGUCCACCCAGACUAUGGGCGGCUCCUACCCAAAUUCGUUCAUGCAGUCUGGUUUGGGAGUACACAAUGAUGCGGGCAUACCUCCUAUGCCGAUGGUAGGCGCAUCACCGGUGUCUGUACAGCAACCGAGAGUUGGUCCUACGCCUCCGGCUGUGCCUGAAGAGGAUGAUGUAGAUUCAAAGAAGACGGAUGCAUACAAACUUGUACACUACCACUUGGACAACUACAAACGCAACAGCGCAUAUUGCUUGCCUUCCUCGUUGAGACCAACGCUGGUGCAGAGAACCGUCCCACAUGAGAGCGUGAUUGAUGCGAUCGUGCACCCCGAACUUCGCGAUCGGAUGAUUCUUUUGCGAGGCCGUUUUGACCUUGUGGACUGCCUCCACGACUAUCGCAACGAGGUGACCAUUCAUGGAGACGACGUGCUCGCGCACACGAAUUGGGAGCUCUCCGAGACAUGGCUUCAUCGAUACAAAUUCCUGGUCGACCAGGCUACGCUAGCCAUUGCCAACCGCUGGAGGCGUGAGAGGGGCGAAGGCGAGCUGCGCCUGGCUGAUUUCCAGGAUCCCCAUCCGACGGUCUAGGCAGUUGUGUGGAUAGAAAAUAUCUUGUAUGGACUUCGCUCUCGGGUACCCAGUGUAUAUACAGGUCAUAUCGGUUUGCUCUUGUAAUUGUCGCAAAGCUUUGUCAACCAUGAAGUGCUACGAUCACUGAGAGCCAAAAGCAUUCUAUGCACAAUGUGAAGCUAAGCUGGCUGGCAAGACCAGGCCUAAGUCCCUGACAC
This is a messenger RNA of Rhodofomes roseus, 1800 nucleotides long. RefSeq lists its product as uncharacterized. The record is from RefSeq and is a predicted model, not a curated record. NCBI's taxonomy places the organism in Eukaryota, Fungi, Basidiomycota, Agaricomycetes, Polyporales, Fomitopsidaceae. The transcript is spliced from 10 exons. Gene Ontology annotation, molecular function: DNA-binding transcription factor activity. Bases 224 to 1600 code for a protein of 458 amino acids. Gene Ontology annotation, biological process: regulation of DNA-templated transcription.